Molecule: messenger RNA, 669 nt
Organism: Pyricularia grisea
Lineage: Eukaryota; Fungi; Ascomycota; Sordariomycetes; Magnaporthales; Pyriculariaceae
Exons: 1
Coding region: 1-669 (222 amino acids)
Source: RefSeq, a predicted model, not a curated record
AUGGGCCGUUGGUCACAUCUGGAUACGGACGAGGAACGCCUGCCGGAGGGCAUGGUGAGGAUUGGAUACGACGCCGACGACGAAACAUAUACGUAUCGCGAUGAACGAGACGGCAGCAUAUGGGAAUCGGCACCAGGCUGCCGUUAUGGUCGACUACGCAAGAUCUCGGAGGGCACACGCAGCAACGUCGGCCAGCAGCGACCGCGGGCAUCGACCCUACCGGCCCCGCCGCCACCCUACAGCGACGAGGCCCACAACGCCUCGUUUACCGACAUCCUCCGGGCGCACGCCGCCGACAUGGCACAGGCGCAACCGCCUGCGGCGCCGCAGCGCUCGUCGACGCAAUACCUCGAGCCCCAGCGGCCGUCGUGGCGCCACGAGCUGAUGCCGCUGCUGCACUUCUUCACGCUCAUAGGUCUGUUCCUCGUCGGCGUCUUUUGGCUCCUCGGCGGCUUCGACUCGAUUCUGAGUAACGAUCGCGCUUUGCAGAAGGUCGUGUGCGGCGAAAAAGCGACCCCUUACGUGAUUCAACGGGGCGAUACGUGCUGGGCGAUUUCGCAAAGGAUCGGCGUUCAAGUCGACGACCUUUUGACCGCAAACCAAAGACUUGAUUGUGAUAGCUUGGCUUUGGGGAAGACGAUUUGCCUUCCGGAAGGCAAAACCGCAUGA